CUUAGCAACUAGCCAAAAACAGCCAAAAUGUUUUCCAUCUCUAUAGAAAAACCAUUGCUCUCUCUUUGCUUCUUCUUCUCCAUCUUCUCCUUCAUUGCUCAAGCCUCUGUUCCUCCCUCUGCCACUUUCAAAUAUGUCAAUGAAGGUGAAUUCGGGCCCUACAUUGUGGAGUAUGAUGCAAGUUACCGUGUCCUCGACCCCUUUGCCCAUCCAUUCCAACUUUGCUUUUAUAAUACCACCCCCAAUGCCUUUACCCUUGCUCUGCGUAUGGGUACUGUUAGGUCUGAGUCUAUGAGGCGUUGGGUUUGGGAAGCCAACCGUGGCAACCCAGUAGGCGAAAAUGCCACUCUUACCUUUGGAACUGAAGGAAAUCUUGUCUUAGCUGAUGCUAAUGGUCGAAUUGCUUGGCAAACCUACACUGCCAAUAAAGGUGUUGUUGGGUUCAAUCUACUCUCAAAUGGUAACAUGGUUCUUUAUGACUCCAAGGGUACGUUCAUUUGGCAAAGUUUUGAUCACCCAACUGAUACCCUGUUAGUAGGUCAGUCUCUUAAGCUUGGGGCCGCAACCAAGCUUGUGAGUCGAGCUUCUGAAAAGCAGAACAUCAAUGGUCCUUAUAGUUUGGUCAUGGAGGACAAGACCAUGGCCAUGUAUUAUAAAAGUCCAAAUUCCCCAAAUCCACUUCUUUACUUCACAUUUUCGAGAUUAUUGGAUGUAAUGGCUCCUUUGCAGCAGGUGACAUUUAGAUCAGAUUUAUCCUUAGCAUACCAAGGUGCAAAGUCGUCAGGAGGAACCAUCACUCUGAGAAGGCCUAAAUACGACACCACUUUGUCAUAUCUUCGCUUGGAAAUUGAUGGAAACCUUAGAAUCUACACUUACGACGAUAAUGCAGAUUGGAGUGCUUGGCAAGUGACCUACGCUCUGUUUUCCAGAGACUCUUGGGAAACUGAAUGCCAAUUGCCUGAAAGGUGUGGGAACUUUGGUCUCUGCCAGGAUGAACAAUGUGUUGCUUGUCCAUCGCCAAAGGGGUUGCUGGGCUGGAGCAAGAAUUGCCAGGCAGCAAAGGUAUCAUGUGGAGUGAAAGAUUUUUACUACUACAAACUACAAGGUGUUGAUCAUUUCAAUUCCAAGUACACAAAUGGAGAUGGACCCAUGAAGCAGGAUGCCUGUAGCAGCAAAUGCACCAAGGAUUGCAAAUGUAUGGGUUAUUUCUACCACACCCAGUCAUCCAGAUGCUGGAUUGCCUAUGAUCUCAAAACAUUGACAAAAGUUGCUAAUUCUACACACAUGGCCUUCAUCAAGGCUCCAAAUAAGUAAUUAGUUAAGAGCUGGGAGUUUUUUUCUUGGAUUGAAUAAGUAAUUAGGAAAAAUGGAAAAUGCCUGUAAUAUGUCCUUUCUGACGCGGAGAAUAGUGGAAAAUAACAAAAUUACAGAGGAGGGAAAAUAUCCUUUAUCUUUUUGUUUUAUAAA
Molecule: messenger RNA, 1467 nt
Organism: Hevea brasiliensis (rubber tree)
Lineage: Eukaryota; Viridiplantae; Streptophyta; Magnoliopsida; Malpighiales; Euphorbiaceae
Product: epidermis-specific secreted glycoprotein EP1-like
Exons: 1
Coding region: 28-1314 (428 amino acids)
Biological process (GO): recognition of pollen
Source: RefSeq, a predicted model, not a curated record